Hippocampus comes (tiger tail seahorse) is the source of this 1077-nucleotide messenger RNA. RefSeq names its product cyclin-dependent kinase inhibitor 2C (p18, inhibits CDK4) (gene cdkn2c). The transcript is spliced from 4 exons. Bases 176 to 667 code for a protein of 163 amino acids. The record is from RefSeq and is a predicted model, not a curated record. Lineage: Eukaryota; Metazoa; Chordata; Actinopteri; Syngnathiformes; Syngnathidae. Gene Ontology annotation, cellular component: nucleus. Gene Ontology annotation, molecular function: protein binding.
GGAGGCACGCGCAACUGACACACAUCCUCCAUCGUAUUCUCGUAAAAUCAACCUUUUUCUCAACCAUACAAGUGAUUGUAGGAGGUCUUUAUUUGGGUGUACGCCGUCGAAUCGAGUGUGGUUUAUGUGGUCCGUAUCGGAGGCAGCACAUUUGAAAAUGAGCGGGAAAUAACCAAUGGCUGUCACUUUGUCACUAGCCGAUCGCCUGAGCAGUGCCUCUGCCAAUGGAAAUUUACCAGAGGUUUUAUUGUUGCUGCAAAGUGGAGCUUCUGUCAAUGGAAGGAAUAUUUUCAAAAGGACUGCAUUACAGGUAGUCAAAUUGAGCAGCACCGCGGUAGUCGAGGCCCUCCUGGAUGCCGAGGCUGACCCCAACCUCCGCGACCCGGUCCUCGGCCUCACGGUCACCCACGAUGCCGCCCGCGAAGGCUUCGCAGACACCGUCCGGGCGCUGCUGGCUCACGGAGCGGACGUGAACCUCGCGGACGAGCGUGGGAACCUCCCGCUGCAUUUGGCCGCCAAGUGGGGCCGCGUUGAGGCGGUCCGGGUUCUCGUGGGAGCCACCGCGGACCCCCUGAAGGCAAAUGUUGAUGGGCACACCGCGGAGCAAUUGGCGCUUCUCAGCGGUUACGAUGACACGGCCGCCUGCAUCCGCAGCUACCUUCGCUAAGCCUAGGAGACUUGAUGAAGAUCUGGCUUGGAUGCGCGCUUCUAUUCUGCUUGUUUUUGCUCAACUGACACGAAAACAUUUGCAAUGUUGUUAAAAUUCCCAUCAAGUUGUUUUGAUAAAGGUAAGAAUAAAAAUGACAGUGUUAAACAAUGUCAUUGUUUCAAAUGGUUUUAUUUUGAUUGUGCCGUUACAAUUACAGAGGAACGUCCACAGUUGGUUGACUUGCAAGUUGUUCGAUUUUUAAACAGUUUUCCCCCCGCUCAGUCAUGUCAUUAAGCUGGUUUGCACUCACGCGGUGUAAGAAGACGCGCUUAAAUAUGCCACCGUACUUAAUGUUUCUCAUUUUAUGCGACGCUUCUGUGGUGGCAUGACACAACCAACCCACCGACACACAAGACAAAGCAAAAGAC